Oncorhynchus mykiss (rainbow trout) is the source of this 2133-nucleotide messenger RNA. It is a transcript of the gene polg2, whose product is annotated as polymerase (DNA directed), gamma 2, accessory subunit. Gene Ontology annotation, cellular component: cytoplasm; mitochondrion. Lineage: Eukaryota; Metazoa; Chordata; Actinopteri; Salmoniformes; Salmonidae. Gene Ontology annotation, biological process: mitochondrial DNA replication. The record is from RefSeq and is a predicted model, not a curated record.
GGAAGUGACGUAGACAUAGCUUUACUUCCGGGUGCGCCCAGUUUACGCUUUACACAUGGUUGCAAGUAUUUUAGAAAUCGAGUAUUUGUAUUAAGUUGCCAGGCUUUGCCGAAACUACUCGUGGUAUAAUUCGCAGGUGUCCUUUUCUAACGUGAUUUCAACCUGGGAAUUACUUCUAAAAUGUGAGACCGCACGCAAUGCAUUGCUAGGCACGCGUCAAGCUGCAAUUAACCUAACUUCUUUUCAAUAACGGAAUGAGUGACCACUAAACAUGCUCACUUACUGUGUUAGACGACUCAUCUGGAGAUGUGAGAAUAUACCAAGAACCUCACACUGCUGCAGGGUAGCUUUUUCACGUCAGCACUGCAGUACUGCAACUCCUGUCAGGUCUGUCGCUGAGGACUCCGACCAUACCAAAACACUGAUGCAGCUAUGCACUGACAGGUAUUACAUAGCUUCUGGCCAACUUCAUAGAGAUUCUUUUCAGCGCGGAACCAACUGUGGAUAUGGACCACUUGGUAUGGAACUUAAAAAUAACAUUCUUGAACAGUGGUGGAACUCUGUGAUAGGGUUCAGGGCCGAGGUGUUUGGGAUAAGCACUCUACACGCUAGUAAGAACAGAACUACCGAGAGGGAUGGACAAUUGAGGGUUGUUGACACCGAGAACCUACGUCAAAUACUUUCCCAGCGAGAGCUAAGUAAGGACCAACUUAUUCAGAAGCUACAGACCCAUAUCCAGAAUGGUGCAUCUCUUCGAACUAGUCUUUUCCAAGGUGCUUUGGAGCAAUAUGUGCCCUCUUUGGAACUAGUGAACCGAAAGUUGCCGUUCGGCCUGGCUGAGACCGGAUUGUGCUUCCAGCCAUCAGGUGGACCUAGUUGCCCAGAUGAAGUUACCCAGUCCUCUUUGGUGUGGUUCUGCUCGCCCCGCACCUCCUCACAGUGGUUGGACUACUGGGCACGGCAUCGGCUGCAGUGGUGGAGAAAGUUUGCCCUGGGCCCGUCCGACUUCAGCUGCAGUGACAUAACAGAAGAGGAGCUGGCAGGCCGGGCGUCUCGUGGUGUGAAAAUUGUGUACAAUUUCCCAUGGGGCCAAGAGGCCCUGGAGACUCUGUUGAGCCGAGGGGAUGCGGAGUUGCUGCAGACACACAAGAGCGCUCGCAACAAACUACAGUGCCUAGAUGGAAGGAAGUCAGUCGUCCCCUAUGCCAUCUCCGUAACUGGAAACCUAGAGCGAGGAGUGUUGGCGUACCUGUACAACUCACUCCAGCAAGUGAAGAAAGUCGACAGCAAACAGAGGCUACAGCAGAGAAAGGUUUUGAAGCUCCAUCCUAUUUUGUCUCCAGUCAAAGUGGCCUUGGACAUGGGAAGGGGAGCCACUGUGGAACUAAGACAGGUUUGUGAAGGCUUACUGAAGGAGUUCUUGGAAGGGGGAGUCUCUGCAUGGCCUGGAUAUCUUGAAACCAUGCCAACCUCAAUGGAGCAGCUGAACACAAAGUAUGACGAGAUGGGGGUGCUGUUCACUGUGGUGAUCAGUGACAACACUCUUGAGAGUGGCCUACUGCAGGUGCGAAGCCGCGACACCACCAUCAAGGAGACCAUGCACAUCUCCGAGGUCAAGAACUUUCUGGCCAGAUACAUAUCUGCUGCACAGAACAUAUGAGGGAGUAAUAUUAAUGUCCCGGGUGAACCGGGUUAGCAUGGAUUACAUUUGUUUUGGAACCGGACUGCCUCCCGGGCGUGAGCCAGGUGCCCCAUUUUAGCCGUUGGUGAAUUCAGCUUUAAACCGAAGGGAUGUAGAUUAAGCAACAAUACUAGAUGUUAUAUGGAUCUGAACGAUGCUGCCUUGUUGACAACAUGGCCGAGUGUUGCAGAUUACUGUUUUAUUUGAGAAGGGUGCUCCUCCCUCACCGCUUUGCCCAUUCACGUCACAUGCCAUAGCACGGUGCACUUAAUCAAACUCCCUCAUUGAUUGAAAACUGACAUUUGGCAAAAUGUCAAAGUAGACUGUCAAAGAAUGGGGUGGUGGGCCCUCAUGGGCAGCAGGAAAGCUGUCUAUAUGUGUUUGUUUUGGAUAACUGUAGCUCAAAGCCAAUUUGACUAUCUAGGAUACUAUAUUAAAAGUUGUUAAUCAUU